AUGGAGUGUUUGAUUGGAAUUAAAGGCAGUGACUACGUUUUGGUUGCAUCUGAUACGAUAGCUGCUAGAUCUAUCAUUGCUUUGAAAAAAGAUAAUGACAAAAUGUUCAAACUUAGUAAGAAAUUGAUGAUGCUGGUGACUGGGGAACCUGGUGAUACAGUCCAGUUUGCAGAAUAUAUUGCCAAGAAUAUUCAGCUUUAUAAAAUGAGGAAUGGUUAUGAACUGAGUCCUACUGCAGCUUCACAUUUUACCAGAAAGAAUUUGGCAGAUUAUUUGAGAACUUAUAGUCCUUAUUAUGUGAACCUUUUAUUGGCUGGCUAUGAUGAAAAACAAGGACCUGCUCUUUUUUAUCUGGAUUAUUUAGCAUCUCUCUCUGAAGUACCCUUUGCUGCUCAUGGCUAUGGUGCCUAUUUCACACUCAGUAUCAUGGAUCGAUAUUAUCGCAAAGAUAUGACUCAGUCUGAAGCCUAUGACUUGUUGUGCCAGUGUGUUGAUGAGAUCAAAAGGAGAUUAAUUGCCAAUCUUCCCUCAUUCCAUGUACGUGUUAUUGACAAAGAUGGUAUUCAUGACUUGCCAACAAUCCAUUCAAAUGUUAUAGAUAAUUGA
Acanthosepion pharaonis is the source of this 606-nucleotide messenger RNA. The record is from the annotation of a GenBank genome assembly. Lineage: Eukaryota; Metazoa; Mollusca; Cephalopoda; Sepiida; Sepiidae.